CGCAGUCUAAAAAAUAUCGUUAAGCAUCCCGUUAUCGAUAGCUGCUUUGACAGGUCUCCACAAUCGUAGAGCUGUCAACGUGCCAAAAGUCUCCACCUUCUUUUCGGUGUAAAAAACUAGACUAUCAAGAUGGGUCGUAUGCACGCUCCUGGCAAGGGUAUUUCCCAAUCAGCCCUCCCCUACAGACGCACUGUCCCAUCCUGGCUGAAAUUGAACGCCGAGGAUGUCAAGGACCAGAUCAAGAAGCUGGGCAAGAAGGGUCUGACUCCCUCCAAAAUCGGCAUCAUCCUGCGUGACUCGCACGGAGUUGCCCAGGUGCGUUUCGUCAACGGAAACAAGAUCCUGCGCAUCAUGAAGUCGGUGGGUCUGAAGCCCGACAUUCCCGAGGAUCUGUACCACAUGAUCAAGAAGGCCGUCGCCAUCCGCAAGCACUUGGAGCGCAACCGCAAGGACAAGGACGGCAAGUUCCGUCUGAUUCUGGUUGAGUCCAGGAUCCACCGCCUGGCCCGCUACUACAAGACCAAGAGCGUCCUGCCCCCCAACUGGAAAUACGAGUCGAGCACCGCCUCCGCCUUGGUUGCCUAAGUUCUUGAUUCGCUAGUUGGUAGUUUGUUUUCAAGUCUUGCGGGGUCCUACAUUUCCACCAAUGUACAACCAAUAAACCCAACAAAUAAAACUGGAAAUCGAAACUAUUUUAUAGACUAAACAAA
Molecule: messenger RNA, 710 nt
Organism: Drosophila simulans
Lineage: Eukaryota; Metazoa; Arthropoda; Insecta; Diptera; Drosophilidae
Gene: RpS13
Product: 40S ribosomal protein S13
Exons: 3
Coding region: 130-585 (151 amino acids)
Biological process (GO): translation
Cellular component (GO): cytosolic small ribosomal subunit; ribosome; nucleolus
Molecular function (GO): structural constituent of ribosome; small ribosomal subunit rRNA binding
Source: RefSeq, a predicted model, not a curated record